AUGCUGAACCCCGACGUGCCGGAUAUUUGCUUGGUCCGCGGGCAAACGGGGUCGUACAUUUACGCCGUGACAGAUCUUAUCCUUUUGCGGCACCGGCGGAACGAUUUGGCCACUCGCGACAUGGCGGAACUUCUUGAUCGGGUUUGCAAGAACCUGGUGGACCAGGAUCUGGACGAGGUGCUGAUUUCCGGCCCACGGCCGGGCAGGCUCGCCAAGCGGAGGUUGGGCCCGGACCUUUGA
Messenger RNA from Symbiodinium sp. CCMP2592, 240 nucleotides. The record is from the annotation of a GenBank genome assembly. Lineage: Eukaryota; Dinophyceae; Suessiales; Symbiodiniaceae.